GCUUUUGUAGCCGUGCCUGGGAUCUUUUUUUUUGGGGGGGGGGGGAGGGAGGGGCAGAACAGUGUGUUUGACCGCAGGAGCGGUCGGGGGAAGCGGCUGGGAAUUCUGCUGGAAGUGUUUUCCUCUGCUCCGGGGUUAAAACUAAACAAGAGCCGAGUGUAUUUAGGUGCAGAACACACACCCGAGCCAGACCCCGCCGAGUUCUUCGACCUCCGUUUUGUCUGAUGGGUUCUUUUUUUCCCAGUUGUUAGAGCGUUUCUUGGUAUGUUUGCAAAGCACUUCUUCGGAAGCAUUUCGUUCUUUGCGAUAGGUCUGGAAAAGCCUUGCUUGGAUGUGCUGUUUUUUUUUCCCAGUUCCUUCGUGCUGGGGACAAAAAAAAUGCUCUUUUUGGGGGUGGGGAAGGAAGAAGGAAGAGGAAAUGAAGGUUUAAGCAUGUUUGUGGAGUCAGGUCUCUCUCAAUUUGUUCUGCUCAAGUAACAACUGGGAGUGUGACUCGGUGGCAUUUAAGUACAGAACGUUUGUGAACAAAAACUGCGAGGAUUUAAACUUUAUAGGGAGGAAAGUGUUAAACUGAUGGGAAGGCACGCGUUUGAGAGAGCGGAUCUCAGAGACACUACCUACGUGCCCCUGCUUCAAACUAGUGGGGAUGGAGGGGAAAAAAAAAAAGAAAACCGGUGGGAAAAAAAAUCCAAAAACCAACCCUACAAUUUGCAUGAACGAUGCCACGUAAAAUACCGGAGCGAGGAAUUGUGCUCUGCAGACGAAAGCCUGAAGUCCCGUGAUAUGACUCGCUCAUUUCUGCAGGGCUCAUCAGAAUGGUGAAUAACACUGAAGACCCUCAAGAGGCUUUAUAACGUCCCAUCCCCAUGUAAAGUAUGCUCAGAACUUUUCCAGUAGUCCUGCUGGAAACCAUGUCUCACUACACGGACGAGCCAAGAUUUACCAUAGAGCAGAUAGACCUUCUGCAGCGCCUGAGACGCACGGGAAUGACCAGGCAUGAGAUCCUCCACGCUCUGGAAACCUUGGAUCGCCUCGACCAAGAGCAUAGCGACAAAUUCGGGAGAAGGUCCGGCUACGGGGGCGGUUCCUACGGCAACAGCACCAACAACGUGCCGGCCUCCUCCUCCACGGCCACGGCCUCCACGCAGACCCAGCACUGUGGGAUGUCCCCCUCGCCCAGCAACAGUUACGACACCUCCCCGCAGCCUUGCACUACUAAUCAGAACGGGAGGGAGAGUAACGACAGGUUGUCCGCCUUCAACGGGAAGAUGUCGCCCACCCGGUACCCCCUGGCCAACAGCCUGGCCCAGAGGUCCUACAGCUUCGAGGCCUCCGAGGAGGACCUGGACAUCGACGACAAGGUGGAGGAGCUGAUGAGGAGGGACAGCAGUGUGAUAAAGGAGGAAAUCAAAGCCUUCCUGGCCAACCGGAGAAUCUCCCAAGCAGUUGUUGCACAGGUAACAGGGAUCAGUCAGAGCCGGAUCUCCCAUUGGCUGUUGCAGCAGGGGUCGGACCUGAGUGAACAGAAGAAAAGGGCAUUUUACAGAUGGUACCAGCUUGAGAAGACAAAUCCUGGGGCCACACUAAGCAUGAGACCAGCUCCUAUCCCAGUAGAAGAGCCAGAAUGGAGACAGACGCCUCCCCCAGUCACAGCUACCUCUGGGACCUUCAGACUACGGCGAGGCAGUCGGUUCACGUGGAGAAAGGAGUGCCUGGCAGUCAUGGAAAGUUACUUCAAUGAGAAUCAAUAUCCAGACGAGGCAAAGAGAGAAGAAAUUGCCAAUGCCUGUAAUGCAGUUAUCCAGAAACCAGGAAAAAAGUUGUCGGAUUUGGAGCGAGUCACCUCCCUCAAAGUGUACAAUUGGUUUGCCAACAGGAGGAAGGAGAUCAAGAGAAGAGCCAAUAUCGAAGCAGCAAUCCUGGAGAGCCAUGGAAUAGAUGUACAGAGUCCGGGAGGCCAUUCCAACAGCGACGACGUGGAUGGCAAUGACUACUCAGAGCAGGACACUUGGCAAGUACGCAACGGGGAGGAGGAGGGAAGAUGUUCAGAGGGAGGCAGAGAAGCAGAGAAGGUAGAAGAAGACAGGAGGAUCUGCUCCAAACAAGCAAGUUACACCCCUCACACCACAUGCAGUGAUGACAGCACUAGCCAUAGUGACCACCAAGACCCCAUUUCCUUAGCCGUGGAGAUGGCAGCAGUCAACCACACCAUCCUGGCACUGGCCCGGCAAGGAGCCAACGAGAUCAAGACAGAGGCUCUCGACGACGACUGAUACAAAGAGAGGGGAGGGUCAAAGCAAGAAGUAACUUAGUUUUAGACGUAGCACCUUAGCAGACUUUCCUCGGUCCUUAAUAUGUGUUCUUACAGUAUAACUUUGCAGUUUCUUGUACGUCAGUUUAGCUGUUAGGGUCUUGUUCUGUGAAGAUGGCAUGGUGCCCUCAGCCUUUGCAUAUACUCUCUCAGUAUUAAUUCCCAAUAAAUAAUCAAUCAACCAACCAACCUCCCCUCUCCCGGCCCCAAGUGGCUAGAAAAAAAAAGAAAAAAAAAAGAAAAAAAAAAU
Molecule: messenger RNA, 2561 nt
Organism: Neopelma chrysocephalum (saffron-crested tyrant-manakin)
Lineage: Eukaryota; Metazoa; Chordata; Aves; Passeriformes; Pipridae
Gene: HMBOX1
Product: homeobox containing 1
Exons: 11
Coding region: 876-2273 (465 amino acids)
Biological process (GO): positive regulation of DNA-templated transcription
Cellular component (GO): nucleus
Molecular function (GO): double-stranded telomeric DNA binding
Source: RefSeq, a predicted model, not a curated record